AUGCAACGCAUCUGCUUAGUGUUGCUCAGUUUGUGCGCCGUCGCCAUGGCUGGCUAUCUGGGCGGCGGCGGUAGCGGCUGGAGCUCCGGUGGAGGUGGCGGUAGUCGCGGCUGGAGCUCAGGCGGCGGUGGUGGUGGUUGGAGUGGUGGCGGURGCGGUAGCAUCUCCUUAUGGCCCAGCAAAUCCUCUUACAGCGGCGGUGGAGGCGGCAGUGGCUGGCGCUCUUCGGGUGGUGGUUGGUCUGGAGGCGGUGGUGGCGGUGGCUGGCCGGGCAAGUCUAGCUACAGCAGCGGUUGGUCGAGCGGUGGUGGUGGCGGUAGCGGCGGUGGCUGGAAAAUAAGCAGUCUCGGCGGUUCGGGUGGUUACGGUCAUGGCGGUGGCGGUAGCGGCGGCUGGGCGCAGGCACUAUCUGGUUGGAAAUCGGGUCUCGGUGGUGGUGGCAGCAGUGGCUGGAAGUCAGGUGGUGGCGGUGGUGGUGUCUGGAAGAUUAGCAGUGGGGGCGGUAGUGGCGGUUAUGGCGGCGGUUGGCCAUCAGGCGGCAGCAGUGGUUGGUCAUCGGGCGGUGGUGGCGGCGGUUGGAAGUGGUAA
Bactrocera latifrons is the source of this 588-nucleotide messenger RNA. RefSeq names its product loricrin-like. The coding region runs from base 1 to 588 and encodes 195 amino acids. The transcript has a single exon. The record is from RefSeq and is a predicted model, not a curated record. NCBI's taxonomy places the organism in Eukaryota, Metazoa, Arthropoda, Insecta, Diptera, Tephritidae.